Molecule: messenger RNA, 1953 nt
Organism: Lycium barbarum (goji berry)
Lineage: Eukaryota; Viridiplantae; Streptophyta; Magnoliopsida; Solanales; Solanaceae
Exons: 4
Coding region: 1-1953 (650 amino acids)
Source: RefSeq, a predicted model, not a curated record
AUGCGAAGGACUGCGAGUCAAAACAAUCUUGAGGAAUUCGAUCCUGAGCCUGAACGUACUUUCAAUCGGCACAGGAGAGAUUUGAAUUUAUUGCAGAACCCGCAGGCUGUCGCAGAAUUACUUGUGGUCAUGGCUAAUAAUCUACCGGCGAAAGUGAGAGAGGUUGUAGUGCCUCGUGUGGCGGAUGUCACUUCAAGCAUUGUCAAGCCCACCAUCGAAGGGCAUUUUGAGUUGAAGCAUCCUAUGAUUCAACUACUUCACUCUCGUGGGCAAUUCAUGGGAAUGUCACAUGAGGAUCCUCAGCAUCACAUCCAUACUUUUCUGCAGAUUGUCGAUACUUUUGCUACUGGAAGGGUCACUAAAGAAUAUGAGCGACUAACACUGUUCCCCUUCUCUCUAUUGGGGAAUGAAAGUAACUGCUUAUUAGCAGAGCCCGCCAAUUCUAUCACUACGUGGGAUGACUUGGCGACGAAAUUCUUGACAAGGUUCUUUCCACCAGCAAAGACUGCUCGCCUCCGAAGGGAGAUCAUGUCAUUCAGGCAGAAAAAUGGAGAAAAUUUGUAUCAAGCCUGGGAGAGGUUUAAGGGUAUUCUUAGAGAUUGUCUGCACCACCAUCAGACGAAUGAAGUUCUGGCACACACAUUUAUUGAGAGUCUGGAUACCCAACAUAAGUCAUCACUAGACACUGCUGCAGGAGGGCAGUCUCUUGAUCUAAGCUAUGAAGAACUAUUCACAUUAUUAAACAGGUUUACUCAGAGCACUCCAGACUGGCGGGAUGAUGCAGUGCAGCAAGCCAUAACGUUUUGUGAUGUCUGCGGAGAGGGUCACAACAGUGAUGAAUGCCCUGCAAAUCCCGCAUCCAUAUACUUUGUGGGUAAUGCAGGAAAGGAGCAAGGAAACAACACUCAAUACGGAAAUUCCUACAACCCAAAUUGGAGGAACGACCCGAAUUUCAGGUGGAGUGACAACUCAGGUAAUCAGAAGCAGAACUAUCAGUUAGCACCUGCUCCUCAAGCUCCCACAAACAGUAUCGAAGAGAUGAUGAAAAAGAUGAUGGGUGACAUGCAGAAGAUGAUGAUAGACCAGCAGAAGUUGAUAGCAGAUAAUCAGAAUAGCGAUUUGGCUGAAGUGACUUCAAAGAAAACUGGUCGAGUAGAGGCUGAAAAAGAGAAGAUUGCCACAGAAACAAGUGAAAAAAAGAAGGCAGUCGAGGCACCAGUGGCAAAGCAGCCACAUGCCGUGGUUGCAAAGCCACCGCCUCCAUUCCCUCAACGUCUGGGUAUUCCAAAGUAUGCUAAGUACAUCAAAGAUAUUGUUGCAAACAAGAGCCGUUUCACAGAGUAUGCCACGGUUGCACUUACUGAGGAGUGCACUUCUCGUAUUCAGAACAAGUUUCCCACAAAAUUGAAGAAUCCCAGAAGUUUCACUAUUGAGAUUUCUAUUAGGACACAGGUUGUUGCUCGAGCACUUUGUUACCUAGGUGCAAGUAUAAAUCUGAUGCCUUCGUCUAUCUUCCGGAAGCUAGGUUUGGGAGUGCCCAGACCAACCACUAUAGUUCUUCAGCUGGCAGACAGAUCGUUAGCAAGACCCGAAGGCAUUAUUGAAGAUGUAUUGGUACAAGUAGGGUCGUUGAUAAUUCCUGCUGACUUUAUGAUAUUGGAUUUCGAGCCAGAGCCGGAAGUCCCAUUUAUUUUAGGGCGUCCGUUCUUAGCCACAGGGAGAUCACUUAUUGAUGUAGCUGCUGGGCAGCUUACCAUGCGAGUACAUGAUAAAGUAGAGGUCUUCAAUGUAUACCAAGCUCUGAAGAUGCCUGCAAUCUAUAAGGAGUUGUCCGCCAUUACUGUUCUGAAUGAUGAUACACGAAGGCUACUCAUCACUUCUCAUGAUCCAUUGGAGAAAGCCUUGGUGGGUGAUGAUAUUUUUGGUGACACGGCGGUGUUUGAGAUAGUGUAG